AUGGCAAGAACGAAGCAAACAGCUCGUAAAUCCACCGGUGGUAAAGCACCGAGGAAGCAACUGGCUACCAAAGCUGCCCGCAAGAGCGCCCCGGCCACCGGCGGUGUGAAGAAACCUCAUCGUUACAGGCCCGGUACUGUGGCGCUUCGCGAGAUUCGUCGUUAUCAGAAGUCCACCGAGCUGCUUAUCCGCAAGUUGCCUUUCCAGCGUCUGGUUAGGGAGAUCGCACAGGACUUCAAGACCGAUCUACGCUUCCAGAGCUCAGCCGUCAUGGCGUUGCAGGAGGCUAGCGAGGCUUACCUCGUCGGUCUGUUCGAGGACACCAAUCUGUGCGCUAUCCACGCCAAGAGGGUUACCAUCAUGCCCAAAGACAUUCAGCUGGCUCGACGCAUCCGUGGCGAGAGGGCUUAA
Messenger RNA from Hippocampus zosterae (dwarf seahorse), 411 nucleotides. RefSeq names its product histone H3. The coding region runs from base 1 to 411 and encodes 136 amino acids. The transcript has a single exon. Gene Ontology annotation, molecular function: DNA binding; structural constituent of chromatin; protein heterodimerization activity. The record is from RefSeq and is a predicted model, not a curated record. NCBI's taxonomy places the organism in Eukaryota, Metazoa, Chordata, Actinopteri, Syngnathiformes, Syngnathidae. Gene Ontology annotation, cellular component: nucleosome.